Molecule: messenger RNA, 1179 nt
Organism: Cuscuta epithymum
Lineage: Eukaryota; Viridiplantae; Streptophyta; Magnoliopsida; Solanales; Convolvulaceae
Source: the annotation of a GenBank genome assembly
GCUCUCUGACAUUUUUUGACAAACAUGACGAACGAUGCGGCCAUUUCAGCAGCUAAUGGAACUGGACGGAUUUGUGAAGUGAUAAUUUCUAAUGCCAUCGGCUCAGGAGGAAUCUCACUGGAAGACACACGACUCAUGAGAAAUUCCAAGGAUGAUGUGGGUUCCCUACCAAAUUUCUCUAAUGAACAGCAGCCAGGUUUGCUUAAAUUAAUUGAAAAUAUUAGGGCCACAUCAUCCGAUGGAAAAUUGUCCGGUAAACGGUGUGAGGUAGAUUGGCUUCUUAAUUCAGGAGCUUCAUAUCAUAUGACAGGUUGUGCUCAACUUAUGACCUCUAACAAAAAAUUAACUCCAAUACUAGUGAGCAUGCCGAACGGCGAAACCACACAUGCGACAAGUGUAGGAGACAUACAUUUAAGCCCUGAGAUUGUAAUUAAAAAUGUUCUCCAUGUACCAGGACUUAAGUGUAAUCUUAUUUCUAUAGCUCGGCUGAUCGAUGACUUGAAAUGUGAUAUAUAUUUUACUACUGAAAUUUGUGUGAUACAGGGCCGACCUUCGAGGACGCCGAUAGGAGCGGGUAUACGGCAAGGGGGGUGUACUAUUUCCACAGCUUUGAAUUGGCCCAGUCUCAUUCGGCGACUACGGAAGAACAAGGGAUGAUGACUGCAAGUGGGUUGUGCACGAUAUCAUGAUAGAGGCGACAAAUUGCUUUGAAAUCAGAAGGUUUGAUCAUGUACAUUCUUGCUCCUUUGACUGCCGAAUUAGAGGGAAUUAGACAAGCAACUGGCACCAUUAUUGGGAAACAAAUCAAACAUCAAUAUCUUGAUGCAUCUAGAAAACCUUAUCCACCAAAUGCAAUAAUGACAUAUUUGAAUCGAGAGUUGAGUUUGAAAAUGAAUUAGAAAAAGGCAUGCGGGGGGGAGGAAAGCGCAUUGACUGCACUUACACGAACAGACACAGGAUCAUAUCGGAAACUACGGGGAGUGUAUUGCAUUAAGAUUUAGUGGCAAAAUUAUAAAAGUUCAUGAAUUUUAAAAGUUUAGUUGCAUUCGAUGUAGACUUUUAAAAGUCCUAAAAAGUCUAAUAAAGGUAUUCAAUGUAGACAUUUAAAAGUCUAUAAAAGUAUAUGCGUAUUCAAACUUGCGUUCAUUCUUAUUGAUUUCUAAAAUCAUGGAUUCUCGC